AGCAUUUCCUGGAGGGGUCACCCAAAAAGAGCUUCAGGAGAAAGAGGAAUAUAAGAAGCUGAAAGAGAAGAAUAAACAGCUAGAGGCAAGAAACCAAGAGCUCUUGUCUAAAGUGAUGGGCAUGCACAAGCACUCUGAGAACAUGAAUGAUGCCUCACGUUUGACUGCUGUGCUGCACAUGUAUGAGAUACUCAGGGUACAUGACUGGGAAAAAAUGAGGAGCUCCCCAUCCUCCUACUUGACGUAUAAAACUGGCAGCAGCAUAAUUAAGAAGCUGUUUGAUGCCUGUGAGAAAGAUAUACAGCAGAGAACAACUAACAUAUUUGAAGUUCUUGACAUUCCACAUUCGAAUGACACUAUGACCAACAGCAAACAGGGGAUGAUGCAAGAGAUAAGGAAUCUCUUCAGAUACUCCUAUUACCAAAACCACUCCGAGUUUUACAGCAAAAUUAUCACUCUUGCUGGGCCUCUCCAGAAGCUCAGCCUUGUCAAGCUCUUUGCAGAUCUCUCUGUGAGGCUUAACACAAGGCCAGUGUUUGGAGGCGUAAGAUCUCGCAUUGGGAUCCAGCAAAAUCUUCUAAAUAGAUCAUCACCAGCUGUCAGCUUCCAGCGGACGUUUGAUGCCCGACAGAAGAUAGGACUCACUGAUGCCCGACACAAACUGGGGGUUAAAGAUGCCCGUGAAAAACUGGUUCAAAAGGACGCUCGGUUCAAAAUCAAAGGGAAGGUGCAGGAUGCUCGAGAAAUGUUGAAUUCCCGUAAGCAGCAAAGUGUUGCGGCUGAAAAGGUGACCAAAGUGGUGGAUGCCAGAGAGAAGAUCAGCUUAAAAAGGAGUGCUCCAGCUGCUAUCAGCCCAACUGUGGGGACAGUAAAUCCAGCCAUGAAAAUCACCAAAACUAUCCAACAGAAGGCUCCAGUUCCUGGACACUCUCAUCCAGCAGUCAAUGUGGUGAACAACCAUACACACAAACAGGGUCUGUAUGACAUGGAAGAUGAUGAUGAAAGUGUCUCUCCCCUUACUAGCAAACAGAUGAAAAUCACCACCACAAACAGUUUCCUGCACAACGCGGCUGGGCUGAGUGGCAAUAAGUUCUCUCUGUCUAAGACUGUUCCCCUGACUAAAGUGGUCCAGAAUGAUACAUACACAGCUCCACCUGCACCUCCCUCUCCUAUGCGGACGAAGGCCUUGACAAACAUGUCCCGGACUUUAGUGACAAAGGAAGAGCCUCCAAAAGAACCAGCACCUGUUGAGCUGGCAUUCAGUCCUUUGGAAGGCACAAAGAUGACCGUAAACAAUCUGCAUCCUCGAGUCACAGAGGAAGACAUUGUUGAGUUAUUCUGUGUGUGUGGUGCUCUGAAGCGAGCCCGGCUGGUGCACCCUGGAGUGGCUGAGGUAGUAUUUGUGAAGAAAGAAGAUGCUAUCACAGCGUAUAAGAAAUACAAUAACAGGUGCUUAGAUGGUCAACCAAUGAAAUGCAACCUCCAUAUGAAUGGGAAUGUCAUCACCUCAGACCAGCCUAUAUUGCUCCGAUUGAGUGAUACUCCUUCAGUGAAGAAGGAAGGGGAACCACGCCGGUCAAGUGCAAGCACCUCCUCAAAUCCCCCAGCUGAAGUGGACCCUGACACUAUCUUGAAGGCACUCUUCAAAUCUUCAGGGGUCUCUGCCUCUGUGCAGCCCACAGAAUUCAAAAUUAAACUCUGAGAAGAGGGAGCAAGCACUGGACUGGAAAACUCAUUUAAGUUGGGGAAUGAGAAAAGUGCAGGAGUGCAGAUGUUAUUUGCAUUUGCCUGCCUUGAAAUUUUUUGUUUUCUAUGAUCGCUACCUUACUGUACAAAUAGUGUUUCCUCUUGUGUGUGUACUUUCUGUUUUCAUAGUUGGAGUUUUCUUCUAUGAUUUUUUUUUUUCCAAAAAAAUAACCUCCCCCUUCUGCCAGUAAUGUAUUACCAAGCAUAUACCAUGUAAUUCCCUCCUUUACUCCAAAGUCCCUAGUGGCCAUUAAAAGUGCACAUAGACUUUGAGGGAA
Molecule: messenger RNA, 2024 nt
Organism: Phaethon lepturus (White-tailed tropicbird)
Lineage: Eukaryota; Metazoa; Chordata; Aves; Phaethontiformes; Phaethontidae
Gene: POLDIP3
Product: polymerase (DNA-directed), delta interacting protein 3
Biological process (GO): mRNA export from nucleus
Cellular component (GO): nucleus
Molecular function (GO): mRNA binding
Source: RefSeq, a predicted model, not a curated record